Messenger RNA from Pelodiscus sinensis (Chinese soft-shelled turtle), 4722 nucleotides. RefSeq names its product alpha-2-macroglobulin-like. Gene Ontology annotation, molecular function: endopeptidase inhibitor activity. Gene Ontology annotation, cellular component: extracellular region. Lineage: Eukaryota; Metazoa; Chordata; Testudines; Trionychidae. The record is from RefSeq and is a predicted model, not a curated record.
AGGUGCAGGGAGCCAGCUGACAAGACCGAGUGUUGGUCUGACUCACCACUUCUGCUCUGCACCAUGGGCAAGGACAGGCUGUUAGGUGGCGUGAGCAUUUUCCUCCUGCUCCUCUUCCUCCUCCCUGGAGACACCUCACCCACCACCGAACCGCAGUACAUGGUCUUCGUGCCCUUUUUGGUCCACACCAAGGUUCCUGAAAAGGUCUGUAUCCAGUUGACCCACCUGAAUGAGUCUGUGACGCUGAGCGCCACGCUGGAGCAUGCAGGGGAGAACCGGAGUCUGAUCGCAGACGUGGUGACCGGGAAGGACGUCUUCAAGUGCAUCCCAUUCACCCUUCCUAAGUCUAACAGCUCGGCAGCAGCGUUUCUUACGGUGCUGGUGAAGGGGCCGACGCUGGAGUUCAAGAGCCGGAAGUCAGUGCUGGUCAAGAACUCCGAGAGCUUGUGCUUUGUCCAGACAGACAAGCCCAUCUAUAAACCAGGACAAACAGUCCUGUUUCGUAUUGUCUGUCUGGAUGAAAACUUCCGUCCUCUGAAUAAAGUGAUUCCACUGGUCUAUAUUGAGGACCCACACCGGAACCGUGUGCACCAGUGGCAAGAAGUUGCAUUGAAAGGGGGCUUCACCCAGCUCUCAUUCCCCCUGAUCUCUGAGCCCAUCCAGGGGACCUACAAUGUGAAGGUGCAUAAGGACACUGGGGAGCUGAAACACAACUUUACCGUGGAGGAGUACGUGCUGCCUAAAUUUGAAGUUCUGGUGAAGCUGCCCAAGGUGAUCAGCAUCUUGGAAGAGAAGUUGAAGGUGACAGUCUGUGGCCUAUACACCUUUGGAAAGGCAGUCCCUGGCUUUGUGAGCGUCCGUGUGUGCCGGAAAUAUAACCACCCGGGCACCUUGUGUUAUGGUGAGGAUUCAAAGGCCGUGUGUGAGGAAUUCUCCGGGCAGGCAGAUAGCCAGGGCUGUAUUUCUGAAGUGGUAAAGACCAAGGGAUUCCAGCUCAAGAGAGCUGGGUAUGAGAAUAAAAUCCAGGUGGAAGCCAAGAUUAAAGAGGCAGAGACAGAGGUGGAGUUAACGGAGACAAGUUCCUGUGAAAUCACAUCUACCAUUAGCAAAGUCACCUUUGAGCAAAUGGACUCCCAUUACAAACCUGGGAUCCCUUUUUUUGGGCAGGUGAAGCUGGUGGAUGGGACCAAUGAGCCAAUCAUCAAUGAAACAGUCCGGAUUUCCUUGGAAGGGCGUGACUAUGAAGUCAACUCCACAACAGACGAUCAGGGACGAGCACGAUUUGCUCUGGACACCUCUCAUUUUGAUUCAGCCUCUGUUAGGCUCAUAGCAAUUCAUAAAUCAAAUACCAACUGCUAUGACUAUUCCUGGGUCUCCCCUUUAUACGAACUGGACCAUUUCGUGGCAAAGCCAUUUUACUCCUCAAGUAACAGCUUUCUCAAAAUAGAGCCUGUGUCAGAGACGCUAAGCUGUGGCCAUACACAGGAAAUCCAGGUGCACUACAUCCUGAAGCCAGAGGCCAUAGGGGAGCAGAAGGAAAUCAUCUUCUACUAUCUGCUGAUGGCCAAAGGAGGCAUUGUGCGAGCAGGGACCCAAGCACUGGCUGUGGAGUCUAAUGAUGUUAAUGGGACCUUCUCUCUGAUGCUCCCUGUGGAGUCUGAUAUAGCACCCCUGGCACAGAUGCUCAUAUACACCACUUCACCCCAUCAGGAGAUUAUUGCUGAUUCAGUCAAAUUCCAGGUUGAAAAUUGCUUUGCUAAUAAGGUCGACUUGCAUUUCUCAGCUGCUGAGGGUCUCCCAGCCUCCAACACUCAGCUCCAGUUUAAAGCCUCCCCAGACUCCCUGUGUGCCGUCCGUGCUGUGGAUUCAAGUGUCCUCCUUAUGAAGCCUGAAACUGAGCUCUCACCCAACUCUGUGUAUAACCUGCUGCCUGUGAAGGAACUUAAGGGGUACCACCAUGGCACAGACAUGCUGCCGGAGGAUCCCCAGGACCAGUGCAUUAUACCAGAGCAGAUGUACGUGAACGGAGUCACCUAUGCUCCAGUGUCAUGGCCCAAAGAAGAGGAUACUUACAUCAUGAAGGAGAUGGGUCUAAAGGUCUUCACCAACAUGAGAAAGCCACAUUACUGCCUUUUCAUCCAUGGACCUGCAUGGCCUUAUGGAAUUGCUGCAGGAAUUCCCGCCGCCGCCUCUGGAAUCGUAGCAGGCGGUUUCAGUGCACAAGGUUACAGUCCACAAUAUGAGAGCUAUGACACUCCUCCAGAAGAGGUGGAGAGCGUUCGAAAUUAUUUCCCAGAGACCUGGCUUUGGGAUUUAGUGCCUGUAACUUCAGAGGGCAGUGCUGAUUUGGCCUUGACCAUCCCCGACACCAUCACAGAGUGGAAAGCCAACGCCUUCUGCACCUCGAGCGACACUGGCUUUGGCCUGUCCCCGACUGUGUCCCUCAGAGCCUUCCAGCCCUUCUUCUUGGAGCUCACCCUGCCCUACUCCGUAGUGCGCGGUGAGGCCUUCACGCUAAAGGCCACUGUCUUCAACUACCUGGGCCGCUGCAUCAGGGUCAGGGUGUCACUGGCUCCAUCUGCCGACUUCCGGGCUACCCCUGUGGAGAAGGAAGAAGAAUCUUAUUGUCUCUGUGUGAAUGGACGGAAAACAGUGUCCUGGGCUGUAACCCCAAAAUCUCUGGGGCAUGUGAAUUUCUCAGCGAGCGCAGAGGCCCUGAAGACAGAGCUGCUUUGUGGCAACGAGAUAGCGGUGCUUCCUGAGACAGGGCAGAAGGACACCAUGAUCAAACAGCUGUUAGUGGAGCCCGAAGGGAUUAAGACAGAAACAACCUUCAACUCUCUGCUCUGUGCAAGUGGAAGUGCAGAAGCAGGGAAGAUUUCCCUGAAGCUCCCUCCGAACGUGGUACAGGGCUCAGCCAGAGCCCAUGUGACAGUGCUGGGCGAUAUCCUGGGCACGGCCAUGCAGAACCUGCAGCAGCUCCUCCAGAUGCCCUUCGGCUGCGGGGAGCAGAACAUGGUCCUGUUUGCCCCCAACAUCUACGUCCUGGACUAUCUGAACAAGACGGGGCAGCUGAGCGAGGAGACCAAAUCCAAGGCCAUCGGCUACUUAGUCAGCGGUUAUCAGAGGCAGUUGAAUUACAAGCACAUGGAUGGCUCUUACAGCACAUUUGGGGAGUACCACAAGCAGCCGGGGAAUACCUGGCUGACGGCCUUCGUCCUCAAGUCCUUCGCGCAGGCCCGCUCCCACAUCUUCAUCGAGGAGAGGCACGUGCAGGAUGCCCUGGCCUGGCUCGCUGGCAAACAGAAGGAAAACGGCUGCUUCCAUAGCUCUGGGAUGCUGCUGAACAACGCCAUCAAGGGCGGGGUGGACGAUGAGGUUACGCUCUCAGCCUACAUCACCAUCGCGCUGCUGGAGAUUCCUCUGCCCAUCACGCACUCUGUGGUCCGCAAUGCUCUCUUCUGCCUGGAGAUGGCCAUGGAGCAGGGAGGAACCCACGUGUACACCAGGGCACUGCUGGCCUACGCCUUCGCCCUGGCGGGGAAGGAGGAGAAGCGCAGGGCCCUGCUGGACUCGCUGGACAAGGAAGCAGUGAAAGAAGACGGCUCCGUUCACUGGCAGAGGCCUGGGAAGCAGCCAGAGGCCAAUCUCCCCUUCUAUCACCCCCGGGCUCCCUCUGCUGAGGUGGAGAUGACGUCCUACGUGCUCCUGGCUUACCUCACCGUGCGGCCGGAACUGUCCCGGGAUGACCUGUCGUCGGCAGCUCAAAUCACAAAGUGGAUCAGCAAACAGCAGAAUCCCAACGGGGGCUUUUCCUCCACCCAGGACACGGUGGUGGCGCUCCAGGCCUUGUCCAAAUACGGAGCCUCGACCUACGCCAAGAGCGGAGGAGCCUCCACAGUGACCCUGCAAUCCACAGGGAACUUCCAGACCCACUUCCAGGUGGAUCACACCAACCGUCUUCUGCUCCAGCGUGUGGCACUGCCAGAGGUGCCAGGGGACUACAGCAUGGGGGUGACAGGAGAAGGGUGUGUCUACGUGCAGACCAGCCUCAGGUACAAUGUGCUCCCCAAGCCGGACGAGGCGCCAUUCGCACUGGAAGUACACACGGUCCCCGAGACAUGUGACAGCCCCAGGGCCCACAAGACUUUCAGCAUCGCCAUAAACAUCAGCUACACAGGGAAACGUCCCGUCUCCAACAUGGUCAUCGUCGACGUUAAGAUGCUGUCAGGAUUCAUCCCUGUGAAACCCUCAGUGAAAAAGUUGGAGAGAGAGAACCAGAUUCACCGCACAAGAUGGGUCCCCUAUAAUAUGGCGACAAACCGGGAGCAGCUGGAAGGACAGCACCAUAUCCACCGCACAGAACUCAGCGCCAACCACGUGCUGCUGUACAUGGAGCAGGUGAGCAACGUGACUCAGAGCUUCUCCUUCGCAGUGGAGCAGGACUUCCCUGUGCAGAGUCUGAAGCCGGCGCUGGUGAAAGUCUACGAUUACUACGAGACGGAUGAAUUUGCCAUCGCGGAGUACGGCGCCCCCUGCAGCAAAGCCCCAGCGAAGGGUGACCAGGGAAAUGCAUGAAUGAUGGAGCUGUGUUCUGGAACCUGUUGGAUCAUCUCUGCAUGCAGCAAUCCCCCAGGUGAAGCAGGUUAAUAUAGCAGUGGGGAAACCCCUCAGCACCAUACGAUGAAUGUUAUAAAUAAAUUGUCAUGGUUCUGAUCAGUU